AUGGAUGAGUCUGAACCACCGUCUGGCGUACCCCUCAACGAGGAGGUUGCCGUGGCCCGCUUGCUUGGCCACUUGCUUUCAGAGCUUGCGCUUUGCAUUCCGAAUGGGGCGUAUACGCUAGCAGCUGAGAUCGAGUCGUGUGAGGCGCGCGAGGAGCGUGUUGAGCUAGGUCAGCUGUACGCUCAGAAUCUCUUGGGUAUCUUCAGGCGUAGAGAAACUCCUGAGCCAUCUCCACACCCUUCCCGUACUUCGUUCGACAAUGCUGUCGACCGAUAUGCCUUACUGCUCCGAGAAGGAACGCUGGAUCCCGGGACGGCGAAGAUUCGAGCUCUGCAGCGAGACGGUUUCAAGUGCCAAGCCACAGGGCAGCUCGAUGAAAACUCGGUCUAUGCCGGUGUGGUAGAGUGGAACGCGGAUAGUGGUGGCAUCUGUUGCACCACGCUAUCACACAUUAUUCCACCAGCCGUCUUCAAGCAUAUUGAUACCAAGGUAUCGAACCGCUUCCAGGCGGCCACUGGUCUAACCAUUCUAGCAAGAAUCUUCGAUGAUGAGGGCCUUCCGCUAUUUGUGGACGGGCCAUGCAUACAUCGUUUGGAGAAUGUUUGGACAAUCUCUUCGACUAUUCAUGACUCAUUCGAUCGCCUCCAUUUAUGGCUUGAAGAGACAGAAGAGGAAGGGGUGUAUCAUCUGGAUACCCCUCUUGGUCCUGCGGCGUGUCCUGCGGGGUGUCUAGAAAAAGUGGAUCUUCGAUCAAGCGACAGCAAUUUACCGCCGCCUUCCAGGAACCUUAUUCGGAUACAUAGGCUCUGUGCAAAGGUAGCACAUAUGUCAGGUGCUGCAGGCUACUAUUGUAUUGACUGGGAUGACGACUCACCACGGAUCCCUCCCAUUGCGGCUGUGGAUGUGAUUGGUGGAGAACGCGAGUUCUUUGAGAAGCUCUGGCGCUUGAACCCUGAAGACUAACAAUUGCAUUCCGGAUCGCACGUACUUCAAAUCUUAUAGCACAUCACACAGGUACGACAAGUGUUUGUCACACUGCAUCACGGAGGCAACCGGUGAGGAGCCGGUGGGCUCGCCGUCUACGGCGUGGUGGGCGGCGCCCUCACAGAUAUACCGCGUGUCAUUGUUUAAC
Dacryopinax primogenitus is the source of this 1132-nucleotide messenger RNA. RefSeq lists its product as uncharacterized. NCBI's taxonomy places the organism in Eukaryota, Fungi, Basidiomycota, Dacrymycetes, Dacrymycetales, Dacrymycetaceae. The record is from RefSeq and is a predicted model, not a curated record. The transcript is spliced from 5 exons. The coding region runs from base 1 to 963 and encodes 320 amino acids.